Molecule: messenger RNA, 567 nt
Organism: Knipowitschia caucasica
Lineage: Eukaryota; Metazoa; Chordata; Actinopteri; Gobiiformes; Gobiidae
Source: the annotation of a GenBank genome assembly
AUGGUUUUUAUUUUGGGUGUUGGUUGUUGGGGUGUUUUUUUUUGGGAUUGGUUGUUAGGGGUGUGGGUGUGGUGGUUGGUUGUGUUUGGUGUGGUUAGGGUGGGUUUGUGGUGUUGUGGUGGGGGGUGGUGUGGGGUUGGGGGGGGGUGGGUGUGGAGAGGGGUUUGUAGGGGGGGUGGUUUUGAUGGUGGGUUUGGUUUUAUAGGUUGGGUUGGGGGGGGUGUUGUGGAUGGAGUUUGUGUGUGUUGUGUGGUUUGGUUUGUUGGGGUUGUGGUGUGGGUGUGUGGGUGGUGGGUUGUGGGUUGUGGGGUUGGGUGGUUUGUGGGAUUUUAUUGUAUGGUAGAGGUGGAAUGGGGUUUGUGGUAUGGUUGGGUUGGUGGGUUUGUGGGGGUAGUGUUAUGUGGGAAGUUUUUGAUGGUGUAUUGGUUUAAUGGGGAAUGUUGUUGGGGUAGUUGUAUGAGGUAUGGGUUUAGAGGAAUGGAUGACGAGGUGUGUGGUGUUUGUGGUGUUUGUGUUGGUGGGUUGGUGGGUUGUGGAGGGUAUGGUGUGUUUGGGGUAUGUGGUUGA